Molecule: messenger RNA, 403 nt
Organism: Prorocentrum cordatum
Lineage: Eukaryota; Dinophyceae; Prorocentrales; Prorocentraceae
Source: the annotation of a GenBank genome assembly
GCCACAGAACAGUUGGUACCCGAUGCAGAAAGGCAAGGGCAAGUCCAGGAACACAGGCAAGGGCAAGGCUUGGGACUACGGCAAGGUUGGCAAGUUCAGGAAGGAAGCGUUCGAGAAGAUACACAGUCUAUGCCUCAUGGCAUAUGCUGCAGGUCAGGCGGGCACGGACCACCAGGACGUCAAGACAACGAUCGGUGUUCUCACGUCCGCAGUCUCCUUGCUCAAGCCUCUUGCUCUCCAGCUCCAGAACGCCACCACGCGCAAGGAAUUGUUAGAGGAGAGGCUGGAGGCCAGCAGUAUCAAUAUCGACGACCUCAUCCACCAGCAGAACACCAUGCAGGACGAGCUCGAGACGGUGCAGGAGCACAUCGAUUUCAUCGACAGAGGCACCGAAGACGACAAG